AUGGCUGUAUUUCCUCCUCAAGCCCUUCUAGAAACAUCUGGGACCAUUUACUCAAGGCUCCUGCUCAAGACUGUCUUGGAGAAGCCCCUGGCACAGGUGACUGGAUCCUGGACGACUCUGCUCCGCCGCCUACAGCCUGAACGCGGCUACUGCGCAGGGUCCCCGCCCCCGGCUCCCAGUCCCCACCCCUGCGCCUUCGGGGGCGCCCCAUCGCGGGAGUGUGGUCCGCUUCGCCCCUGUCGCCUAAGGCAGAGAGGUGGCGGUAACCUCCACCUCUUUCCCGUUUCCGCCGCGGGCAGCGCGCCGGCCAGUGCCACCGGGAGGCGCGGUCGUCCCUCCGCCCGCGCGCCGGGGGGCGGCCCUAUCGCCUGCGCCUUUUUCCCCCGCGCACACCGCGGCGGCGCGCGGCACUCGCCAACCGCAGAGAGCGCGGUGGCUGCAGCGCCCUGCGCUCGGAAGAUGGUCCCCGCGACCGGACAGCUCGCUCUGCUAGCGCUGGGUAUCCUGUUAACUGUGUGCCAGGCUCUGGAGAACAGCACGUCCCCCCUGAGUGACUCACCAGUGGCGGCUGCAGUGGUGUCUCACUUCAACAAGUGCCCAGAUUCCCACACUCAGUACUGCUUCCAUGGAACCUGCAGGUUUUUGGUGCAGGAAGAGAAGCCAGCGUGUGUCUGCCACUCUGGGUACGUGGGUGUUCGCUGUGAGCAUGCAGACCUCUUGGCAGUGGUGGCUGCCAGCCAGAAGAAGCAGGCCAUCACCGCCCUGGUGGUGGUCUCCAUUGUGGCCCUGGCUGUCCUCAUUGUCACCUGCGUUCUGAUCCACUGCUGUCAGCUCCGCAAACACUGUGAGUGGUGCCGUGCCCUCGUCUGCAGACACGAGAAGCCCAGUGCCCUCCUGAAGGGAAGGACGGCUUGCUGCCACUCUGAGACAGUGGUCUGAAGAUCCCAGAGGAGGAAUUUGGCUAGGAGGCCUAUGACAGCCCAACCAAGGAAAGGGGUCUCGGGACAAGACCACCAGCAGUGCCCAGGCCCCUGGGACAUGCUGGGAGACCUUCCCCCUCAGUACACAACCGCCUCGGCAGCCUUCUGUCCUUUGAGAGUCUUCAAAACUGUGUGGUAAAGCUGCCUGCUGUGCUCUCUCAGUAUACCGUAGAGAAGAGGCCAGUAGACUACAUUUUAAAGACAAGUUGAACAAGAACCUCAAAGGGCUGGCCCUCCUGCUAGCCCACACCAAGAGUGAGCUUGGGUUGGUGUCUCCUGCCUGCCAUGAAUUCCAGACUCUUUCUUCUCCAUGGGCCAUCUACCCAUCACAGAGACGCCAUGGUUGGUGUACAGAAUGGACAAGGGGAAACGUCUAUUAUUCUUUGACGACACUCUGGUCUCCCAUGAGCCCUGACAACUCCUCAAGCUGUUGUCAGAAUGUGUGUCUUAUUUAUUAAGUGGAUAACACGGUUUUAUUUGUAAUCUCUUUAUGUCAAUGUUGGGCUUCCAUGUUAGUGAUACAUGAGUGGCUGACCAUGAAGUUACACCAAAUAGAAAUGGCCAGCCGCUUUGAUAAAGUAAGGCUGCAGGGAGGACAGUCUCCAGGGGCCAUAGAGACAGAAUUCAAACGUCCAUUCUGCUGGGAACCAAACUGCUAUCGAGAGGUUGUGCCCACUAAGACAGGAAAGUCCCUGGAUACAUGCUGUAGCAAAGUUAGCAAGGCCAAUGGCAGAAACAGUCCCCCUUGUGGGGACAAAAGGACAAGAGAGCCUGUGUGGGCACCUAGGGAGGACGCACAUUCCAACACUUGAUUAAGUGGAUUAACAUCCUCGUGAGCCCAGCUCCCGCAUUAGCAGUGAGCCGUGGGCCAAAUCCGUGAAGGGGACCAGCCCUUUAUUGGUUUUUGCUUAUUUUUAGAAGGAAACAUUUACCUUUCCUAUUUAUUUUCAAGCAUUAAGAAAAAUAGCCCACAGUUUUGUUUUGUUUUGUUUUGUUUUGUUUUGUUUUGUUUCCCCUUUCAGAAUGUUGGCAUUAUUAACAAAAUUGAUUCCAAGCCUCUCCAGCCCCCUCUGGGGAAGGAGACGUGUUCCCUGAGCAUCCAUUGAGCCCACCCUUGUUCCUGGGCUGCUCGGGACCGUCAGGGGACAGAGUGACAGUAAAUCCAUUCAGCUACUUAUUGAGGAGGCCAUUCUCCAACUGAGGAGUGAAAAGUCCGCCCCCUCCCUGCUCCAGAGCCUCUAGCGUAAGACAUCAGGAAAGGGGUAUUUGACAUACCAAGUUGGUCUGAAACUUCUAUCAGAAAGUUCUGCCUGUUCCUCACUCUUCUUGCAGAGUCUUGAAAAGUCAGGUCUUGCUGUAUAGCCCAGGUUGGCCUUGAAGUUAAGAUCCUCCUGCCUCACCAUCCUGAGAGCUGCUGGGCUUACAGGUGUGCACCACCACGCCCAACAGAGUCUUUUUGAUUAUUAAAGAAAAUAGGUUAAGUUUGCUUUCCUUGGGUCAUACAAAUGGGUCAAGGCCAAGGGUAGCCUGCUGCUCAGACACCAAUCAACCUCACUGGACUUUAGCCCCUCUAUUGGGCCCCAAUGCUCUCAGUAGACCCCACCUAAUGUACUGGCCCAUGGGGGUCAACACAAUGGAGUUGCAGGGUUUGUUUUAAUUUAGUUCACACUGUUAGCUUCCAAUGACAGGUCUUUUCUGGUCUGUUGGAGGCUCCUGGAUGUCUGACAUCUUUUAAGGAGUUUGAACUGAAAUCUAAAUAUCAAUGGGAACUCCCUCACUAGUGUCCCAUCCUGAAGAUGUUACCAUGCAAGGCUCAGCAGAGGUGGAGAAAGUUAGCACGAGCACACGAUGGUGAAGGCAGAGGAUCUUGGAAGGACCUCAGCUUUAGUGUCUGAACAUCCCAGUUCUCAGGUCCUGCCAGUCACAGCAGCUAGUACCAUCCUAGUGCCUGUACACAGAUGCAGCCGGCUCAAAUGUCACCUAGAAGUGCCGUCCCAUCAGUCUGCCCUUUGAAGAGUCAGAAGCUGAGACUAGGUUGAGGCAAGUCUGGUUGGACAUCAUCCCUGCCCCAACAUAUGACAGACCUGCUUCUUUGUUGACUUUGAUUUUGGAAGUCAUACAAAUGCUGUGUUCCUUCCUGUGCCAUCUCACAGCACAGAUAGGCCUGGUUAACUGUACCAGCACCCUCCUGUCAGGUCAUACUGGCCCUCUCUUGAUAUCAGUACAGCUACCGAAUCGACUCUUCAGCAGGUACACAGGUCAGUGGGCAGUACAGCUGACCCAGUGACUCAGGGGACUGUGAACAUUCCCAAUAAAUGAACUGAAAUUAAGUCUAGGGACACCAAGACAGCUCAGAUAGAAAUGGCACUUACCAACAACCCUGAGAACCUGAGUUCAAUCCCCAGGGACCCAUCUGCUGGAAGAAGAGAGCCAACUUGCCCAGGAUGUCUUCUGAUUUCCACGGAUACACAACACAAACGCAGGGGCUUGUAUACACACAUACAUGCAUAAAAUCUAAUUUUUAAAAAUAAAAAUGGAUUCUAGAAAGGCUUCACACUUCUAGCUGUAACUUUAAACACACCAUGGGAUGCAUGGAAAAGUACAAUGGGACCCAGUCCGAAAGAUAGAUUCCAGGUGAACACACACAGAACCACACCAUGAGUUGGUUUGUCAUGUGCCCCAGAGAAAGGUGGAAACAAUAGUCCCAACAUCCCUUUUCUCCUCCAAAAAAGGGAGGGUGGGGGAAGGAGACAUGUCGGUACCCACCUACCCACACUGGUAAGGAAAGUGACUGUGUCCCUGAGUCUUAGAUGGUGGUGUUGCCCCCUGCAAGUCCCCAGGCCAGGUUCCCUCGUGCCUAUGAGCCACUGGAUGGACCAGCAACACUCUGACACUGCUACAGGCCCAGUCCUGUCGUGAGUAAUAGCCUUGUCUCUCUCCCAAGGCCACAGGGGGCCAGACUAGAUGACACAUUUUUCACACAGGGUUUCACUCUAUAGCCCAGGCCAGCCUUGAACCUAUGAUUCCCCUGCCUCAGCCUACUGGGUUACAGGUGUGUGUUGCCAUACCUGGCUUGUGUUUGUUUUUUAAUGUUCUGGUAUAAGAUGUAUUCCCUGAAGCCAUUGAUCUAUCUCAAAGACACAGUGUUGUAUGCACACAUGUGCACAUGUACACACACAGAGAGAACUGGAAAGCAGCUCCUCUCCACAGUGGAAUAAGUUUAUUAUAAAAAACUCGAUGCUGUUCUUAGAACUCAUCUUUCUGACUUCUGUAUAUGAUGCACUGAAGGUUAAUAUGUAAUGUUUUAAUUUAUUUUAUGUGGUAAGUUAAUUUUGGUUUUCUGUAAUGUAUUAAUGUGAUUAGAAGCUUUUUUUCCUUAAUAUCUGAAUUAUACUUAAAGAGUAGGGAGAAAUAUAAGAUACUGCUGUGUUUUUCAGAAUGUGUAUUGUUACUCAGUUGUAUUGUACCUUGUUUGGAAGGAUGAAGGAAUGAACUCUUUUUUUUUUCCUAAA
Molecule: messenger RNA, 4492 nt
Organism: Grammomys surdaster
Lineage: Eukaryota; Metazoa; Chordata; Mammalia; Rodentia; Muridae
Gene: Tgfa
Product: transforming growth factor alpha
Biological process (GO): positive regulation of cell population proliferation; epidermal growth factor receptor signaling pathway; positive regulation of mitotic nuclear division
Source: RefSeq, a predicted model, not a curated record